UAUGGAGCGCUUAGUCUCCCACCCAUCCACAGUCCCACCAGCGCACAGUCGACACCAGUAGGUACCUAUCAUCUCGGAAGGUGCCGCAGAGAAGCUCGAGGACCAGAUCAUCGCACUUGUAACAGCAGUCUUGUAUAGCAGGAUGGCCAACUCCACGCGUAUCUUCUACAGUAUGGUUUUCAUCAUUGGGCUGCUCUCCUCUCCGGUGGAUUCAAAAAGAAACAGAGGUUCACAAGGCGCCAUUCCUCAUCCUGACAAAAGCAACCCAAACGAAUCGGAGCAGCAACCGCAGACUCCGCAGGCGGGCUCGGGCUCUCGCCAGAGGCCGGGCUCAUCCUCACCGGCCGACGAAGUGCUGGAGUCCAGCCAGGAAGCUCUACAUGUGACGGAGCGCCAGUAUUUGAAACGGGACUGGUGCAAAACACAACCUCUCAAACAGACCAUCCACGAGGAGGGCUGCGUCAGCCGCACCAUCAUCAACCGCUUCUGUUACGGACAGUGCAACUCCUUCUACAUCCCCAGGCACAUCCGGAGGGAGGAGGGCGCCUUCCAGUCCUGUUCGUUUUGUAAACCGAAGCGUUUUACCACCAUGACUUUCACAUUGAACUGUCCGGACCAGCAGCCGCCCACCAAGAAGAAGCGCAUCCAGCGCGUCAAACAGUGUCGCUGCAUAUCCAUAGACCUGGACUAAAACACAGCGAUGAUGAUGUGUGUGUUUCAUGUCUUCUCCUUUUUAUUCUCCUUCUUCUUCUUAGUGGACUUGAUAGCUGUCUCACAGCCAAGAAAUUGUGCUUGUCUCCAUCUGGAGAUAAGCACCGCACACGCUGAUACUUUUCUCCUGUACAGCACGUGAGUCAAUAUGGACAUGCAACUUAAAACAAAAUAAAAAAACGUCAAAAGCAACUUGUUACACAUCACCAGACUAAAAAAAAGAAGAUCACUGCACGGAAACUCUGACUUGGAAUGGGCAUGCUUUACGCACGGCUUCCUCGCCCCCACAGGACUGCAGAACACCGGUUUUAUUUAACUGCUCCAAAACAGUCGUUGUGACUGUUAAACGUCUCCGUCCAUCCUGCAUUUUACGCAUAUGUGUUUGCUAAACUGGAUGUUUCCACUGUGUGGAAUUUGAUAAGCGAACGACUUUAUUUGUAA
Pelmatolapia mariae (spotted tilapia) is the source of this 1152-nucleotide messenger RNA. It is a transcript of the gene grem1b, whose product is annotated as gremlin 1b. Gene Ontology annotation, molecular function: receptor ligand activity; BMP binding. The record is from RefSeq and is a predicted model, not a curated record. The coding region runs from base 143 to 691 and encodes 182 amino acids. NCBI's taxonomy places the organism in Eukaryota, Metazoa, Chordata, Actinopteri, Cichliformes, Cichlidae. The transcript has 2 exons. Gene Ontology annotation, biological process: animal organ morphogenesis.